This is a messenger RNA of Cucurbita maxima (winter squash), 438 nucleotides long. RefSeq lists its product as uncharacterized. The transcript has 2 exons. NCBI's taxonomy places the organism in Eukaryota, Viridiplantae, Streptophyta, Magnoliopsida, Cucurbitales, Cucurbitaceae. The record is from RefSeq and is a predicted model, not a curated record. The coding region runs from base 1 to 438 and encodes 145 amino acids.
AUGGAAUCUUCGAGUGUCGGAGUGUGGUGGUGGGACAGAGCAGCGCUGUCAGCCAUGGCGCGUAAUUCACCAGCUUUGUCUCAUUUCGCCAUCUUACUUAAGUCAUUCAAUCUGUCUCGCCGGCUAAACUUUCUCGGUGAAGAACCGGUUCGGUUUCAAGUAGAGAUGGGCGGUUCCAGAAGCGACGACAUCAGUGGCGCCACGUACUCUCCCAGGAGUUCUGGCCGUCCGAUUCCGAAGCGGGGACAGGUCAAAUUGGGGAUUAUGGUGGGUCUUGCCCACUCCGUUGCUUCCAUUUUCUCGCCUACAACCCGGCCAGCGGCGGCUCACAGACUGAGCCGCCCGGCCCGGCCCGCUUUUUGUUACUCUAAUGGAAGGGAAAGACCGGAUUUUGGUUUGUUUUGUAAAAAUCAAGAGUUCUUUUUUUUUUUUUUUUAA